CCGGCGGGCGGGGGGGAGGCCCCUCGGGCAAGGCCGCGGCGGCGCAGCUGCCUCAGAGGCGCGGGACCGACGGGCGGGCGACGGCCGGACGCGACGGGCCGGGUCGGGCCGGAGGAGGGACCGUCGUCGUCGUCGCCGCCGCGGGCGUGAGGUGGACGCGGCGCUCCGAUGGCCGAUAACAGUAAAGCCGAAGAUGCCCCCCCUUCGGAGCCCAUGGACGUGUCCAGAUGUGCGGGCGACAAAGACAAGCUGGCCGACCAGGUGAUGCAGAACCCGCAGGCCCUGGCGGCCCUGCAGGAGCGGCUGGACGGCACCGCCCACACGCCUUCCAGCUACAUCGAGACUUUGCCCAGAGCAGUGAAGAGGAGAAUCGACGCCCUGAAGCAGCUGCAGGUGAAGUGCGCCCACAUCGAGGCCCGGUUCUACGAGGAGGUGCACGACCUGGAGCGGAAGUACGCCGCCUUCUACCAGCCGCUCUUCGACAAGAGGCGGGACUUCGUCACCGGUGACGUGGAGCCCACGGAUGCGGAGUCGGAGUGGCACAGCGAGGGCGAGGAGGAGGAGAAGCUAGCCGGUCAACUGAAGAGCUCCGUCGUCAUCACGGACCAGGAGCCCCCGGCGGAAGAGCCCAACCCCAAGGGCAUCCCCGAGUUCUGGUUUACCAUCUUCAGAAACGUGGACAUGCUGAGCGAACUGGUGCAGGAAUACGACGAGCCCAUCCUGAAGCACCUGCAGGACAUCAAAGUCAAGUUCUCAGAGCCCGGGCAGCCCAUGGCCUUCAUGCUCGAGUUCCACUUCGAAGCCAACGACUACUUCACCAACUCCGUCCUGACGAAGACGUACAAGAUGAAGUCGGAGCCGGACACGACGGACCCCUUCUCCUUCGAAGGGCCCGAGAUCGUCGACUGCGAAGGGUGCGCCAUCGAGUGGAAGCGGGGGAAGAACGUGACCGUCAAGACCAUCAAGAAGAAGCAGAAGCACAAGGGCCGCGGCACCGUCCGCACGGUCACCAAGCAGGUGCCGAGCGACUCGUUCUUCAACUUCUUCAGCCCCAUCAGAGCGUCCGGGGACGGCGAGGCGCUGGACGAAGAUUCGGAGUUCACGCUGGCCACGGACUUUGAGAUCGGCCACUUCUUCCGCGAGCGGGUGGUCCCGAGGGCCGUGCUCUACUUCACCGGGGAGGCCAUAGAGGACGACGAGAACUUCGAAGAAGGCGAGGAAGGGGAAGAAGAGGAGUUGGAGGGGGAACGAGGAGGGCGAGGAAGAGGAGGAGGCGAGAACGACCCCAAGAAGGCAACCAGCCCGCAGAGUGCAAACACCAGUGAGAACCCCUGCGGGCGGCCCGGGGCCCCAAGCCCCCGGAACCCGGGCCCGCCGCCCCCGCCGCGCUGACGACUAACUGGUUCCCCCUGCAUGGUUUUUACUCGCCCCGCUCCCCGCACCGCCCCCCCCCCGACCGGCGCGUCCUUCCUCUCGGCCCCGUCGGCUUCGCUUGUACGGCGGGGGCGGCGUGAGGUUUCAAUAAAGCACACUCCGCCUUCCGGGGG
Ornithorhynchus anatinus (platypus) is the source of this 1547-nucleotide messenger RNA. It is a transcript of the gene NAP1L4, whose product is annotated as nucleosome assembly protein 1 like 4. The record is from RefSeq and is a predicted model, not a curated record. The transcript is spliced from 15 exons. The coding region runs from base 169 to 1392 and encodes 407 amino acids. Gene Ontology annotation, molecular function: chromatin binding; histone binding. Gene Ontology annotation, biological process: nucleosome assembly. Gene Ontology annotation, cellular component: chromatin; nucleus. NCBI's taxonomy places the organism in Eukaryota, Metazoa, Chordata, Mammalia, Monotremata, Ornithorhynchidae.